ACCACCCCGCUUCGCAGGACCCCAAUCUGGUGGUUUUCUAGCAGGGAUUCCAUGCUAUUCCCCCUGCUCUGCCAAAGCUUGACAAGAUGCCUGCAGAGUUCUUUGAGGUCCAGCCUCUGGACUUCUGUUCAAUGCAGGCCCUGACUCUGCAGCCCAGCCCACAGCUGACACUAACACUGAUGCUAGAGCUCCUGGGAUGUGGCCACCCCCAGCCAGAGGGGCUGGCUGGACUGCAAGAGGCUCCCUGCAACCAGACAAGUGUGAAAACUCCUUGCUCGUUGUGCUGAGGCCCCAAAACACACUAAAGGAGCUAGACCCUCCUGGCAUAGCAGGUUCCGCAAAGGGCACAGUGUGAGCAUCCUGCAUGGGUAUCAACCUGCUCGGACCACCAGUGCAAAAGCAUCCUCGAGACAAGUUAGGGUCAAUAAAAAAGCAGAUAUGUACACACAUUUUUAUUAUCCAUUCAAGCUGUUUUUAUUUAGUGAACUCAGAAUCCUUUGUCAACACAGUAACUCACAAAUAAGAUAGAAUUUUCAAGGCCUUUUUUGAGGAGACUUCUUUGUAUUUGAGCAGUCACCCCUGCCUGUAGAUGCAGCAAGCCAACAUGGGCAGGCAUGGGUGGCAUAAGCCAGGGUAAACUGUGCUCCCAAGCUGAGCUCAGAAGGAUAGGAAGAGAGGGGGCUAGUGUGUGGGCAGCUAGGAUUGAUUUCCUAGAGGAGGUGACUCUUUUCCCAGGGGCUGCUACUCAGAAUAGCUUCUCGUCUCCCUGAAGUCCAGAAAGUGGAAACAGUUUGCCAAAGAGGUCCCCAAGCCUGAGUGCGAGGACCAACCUGCAGGGCUGGCCUUAGUGGGCAUAAAGAUGCCUCCAGGUGGGUGAUGUCAAGAUGUUCUGGUCCCAGGUCAGCUGAGAGCCCCUCCUGGGAAUGUUGCAGGUACUGCUUCUCCCUUUUAAGAAACACUAUAUCCUCCCUACCUUCCCUGACCAGCAAUCUGUAGCAUCUAGGGCCUCAGGGAAGGGGAUGGAGAGUGACCCUGAGCUCUAAAUAGUCUCUAGAAGGCUCCAGAUGAGCCUGCUUUCCAGUUCCCACCCCAGCUGCAGGCCACUUCUGCACUCCCCACCAAGCAGCUCAGGGAAAGCAAGCCCACCUCCCCACCAAAGUCCCAUAGCCCAUAGGGAGCCCCAGGUUCCCAAGACUCAAAGCUGCUCUCUCACCUGACUUAGGCACACCCGCUCAACUCCUCCCCUCGCUCCCCUUCCCGGCAGUGGGGAGAUAUUGAUUUCUGGCCGUUCUGUGCUCCGAGCUGUGCUUGCUUGCUCUUUUGGUUCCUAAUAAUGCAUGAGUAACCUGGUCAGUGUCCACAGUGGCAACUGCCUCACCCACUCUGUCCCCUUCCCCAUCAAAGACUAAUAGGGAGAGAAGAGUGAGCAGAAGCAAAAUAGCCCUCUUCCUUGGCCACCAUAGCAACCCCCAUCUACUCCCUGCAAUCUGCUCCUUCCCUUGCCAUUCAACAGAUAUUCCUUUAACAUCGACUGCAUGCUGGCCACUGAGUGUACAGAGAUGAGUACGUGCAGGGCCUGUCCUCAGGAAGCUCAGGGGUGGGAAUGGGAAGAGGGAAUCACAAGCAAGCCAACAAUUACAAUGCAGGGUGACGAGUGCUGUGAUGGAGGAAGCUCAGGAUGCUGUAGGGACCCCAAAAGGUCAGGAGACCUCUAAGCUGAGCCCUACAGGAGGAGCAAGAGUAGCAGGACAAUGGGGGUGGGGGUGAACCUGUCAUUCCUAGACAAAAGGCAGAGUCUCCGAAGGAGGGACCAUAUUAUUCUGGAAUCUGCCAGUAUUUUGAUUUUUCCCACAAUGGAGUCUGGGCUUUGUUGGAGGCUUCAGGCAGCUGGGGGGUGGAGGUAAACUGGCUUUCAGCAGGGUUUGCUUCUAGGAAAUUGAUUCUGGCUGCUGUAAGCUUGGAGGCAGGCCCAGAUUCCAGGCAGGGCUCUGCCUCUUACCAGCUGUGUGCUCCUGGGCAAAUCAUUUCCCCUCAGAACCUCAGUGUCCUCGUCUGUAAAAUGCAGAUAGCAGUGGUUGAGGAUCAAGUAUUUAUAUAAAGCACCUGGAACAUAACUGGUACAGCUGGAGGAAGGGUGUGAAGCUGCCCCUGCCACCUAACCCGGGUCUUCCCCCCUCCUUUCUUGGUUCCCCUGUGAUCUCAGAACGUUCUUGACCAUUGUUUAUCAGAGAAAGAUCCCGCGGAGAAGCUAACAAAGCAGCCAGGAAGCAGCCUGGGUGGGACAGGGCUGGAGAGGGCAGGAGCAUGGGUACAUUCUCAGCGCUCCGGGAGGUGCCAGGGUAGAAGCUGGGGCUGCGGGCCAGGAGAGCCUCGGCGGGGAAUAGGCUACCUGCCAAUUCCUUCCCCUGAGCUAAGGCCCUCAACCUCAAGAGUUGCUCCCCGGGGCCUGCUCCUACUGCCCACGCCAUCCCUGACCCGGGGUGAAAUGCCAGCACUAAGGAUCGUGUGACCAGGGAGGCGAUGUGUAAGCACCUGGCUGUCCGUGUUGGAGGGGCCAGCAGGCGGUGCUAACCCUUACCCCGAGCUGUCCACCCACCACGUCGUCAAUGUUCUUCCAGGGCCCACGGAGCUAGCCACCCUCAGCAUUCAUCCGCGCAGCCAUGGAGGCCCUGGGUCCUGGGGGUGACCGCGCCUCGCCAGCCUCAUCCACUCGCAGCUUGGAACUGCGGCGGCUGUCCGCGCACGCCGACUCGGCCUACAGCUCUUUCUCCGCGGCCUCGGGCUGUCCCGAGCCGCACACGCCAUCGCCUGGGACCGACCUCCUUCCUUACCUAGACUGGGACUACGUGCGCGUGGUGUGGGGCGGCCCGGCCCCGGCCCCGGCCCCGGCCCCGGCCCCAUCCGCCCCGGCGCACCUGCGCUCCGCGUCGCUCAGCCACCCGGGCGGGGAGGUGGAGCCGGCGCCCUCCGGGGCUCCCACGCCAGGAACCGCCGGUCGGGGGCGCCUCGCCAACCACCAGCGGAAGUGGUGCUUCUCGGAGCCAGGGAAGCUGGAUCGCGUGGGUCGGGGCGGUGGGUUGGCGGCGGAAUGUUCGGGUGAGGCCUGCUCCAGCUCUGGUCUCUCCAGGCCCGAGCCCCAGGUAUUGCAGCAUCAGGCCCUGGCAGAGUUCGGAGGUCACCAGAUCAGAUGGCUGCCUGAGACCCAGCCCAGAGGCAUAGAGGACCAAGAACCCCGGCCCUCGAAGCUUGGCAAUGUCUACAGGCCUGCUAGUCGGAGUCGGAGCGCUUCAGGGGAAGCCUUGGCUCCUUGGGGAGGUCCAGGAGAGGUCAUGCCCAUUGUCCAGGCUGUACCCCAAGGAACGGAAACCCCCACACCAUUGUUUCAGACCAAACUUUCCAGGUUCCUGACUCAGAAGGAAGCUGCAGUGGUGUGUCCUGCAGAGGACCCCCAGAGCAGUCCCGUUGACUGUGAGCAGAGGGUCUCAGAGACCUGCAUUGUAUCUGCCCGGCUCCCAUCCCUUCCUGAUGAUGAAGUUUUCCUGGAAGAAGCCCCGCUGGUCAGAAUGAGAUCACCUCCAGACUCUCAUGCCCCUACGGGGCUCCCAACCAGUGUGCAUGCCUCUGAGCAGCAGUAUGGAGCUGGCUUGGGCCAAAGGGCUGACCAGGCUACCGUCCCCCCAGAGCACCCCCUCCAUGAGUGCCCAGGGGCCGCAGAGGCAGAUGACUGCUGGCAGGGGGUAAACGGUUCUGUGGGUGUCUCCAGGCCCACAUGCUGUAGCCCCCCUGGGACUGCAAAUGGUGACAUCCCAACCUUUGACACCACUGGACUGCUGACCACUGACCCCUCCGCAGUUGCAGAAAGUGACCCCCUCAAACCUCUUCCAGUUGAAGCCCUGGGACCUCCAGGCAAGGACACGCCGGGGCUUCCGGACCACACUGCCCUGGCUUGGGGGACUGGCCAGCCUGGUUUCAGGCCAACAUGGCCCAGUCCACGCCUCGAGGAGCUGGUUCAGGAGCUGGCCAGACUGGAUCCCUCUCUGAGGGACACUCUCACCUCCUACCCCAGCCCAGAGCCACCCCUGGGCCUGCUGGAUGGGCUGAUUCCUUUAGCUGAGGUCUGGGCUGCAAUGAGGCCAGCCUGUGGGGAGGCUGGAGAGGAAACUGCUGGUACUUCUGAGCCAGGGUCCUGUCUUUUGAGCUCCACCCAGAUCCUGCCAACUUCUCAGGAGGAGACAAAACCUGAAAACCUUACCAUCCACCCUGUGGCUGACCAGCCAUGUGGCCAGGGUCUCCCUGAGCAAAAUAACAGCAUCCAAGCCAAGAAAGUGGAGCUGGCCGACCUCCUCCAAAAGAUGCUGGGGGACCUUCAGGCCGAGCAGGAGCAGCUACAGGGGGCGGCCCAGGCUUUGGCCAGGCGCGGGGCUGCUCUGGAGGCCGCGGUAGGCCAGGCCUGUGCGCCCCGCGAGCUAGAGCGUUUCAGCCGGUUCAUGGCCGACUUAGAGCGCGUGCUUGGCCUCCUGCUGCUGCUGGGCAGUCGCCUGGCCCGCGUGCGCCGCGCCCUGGCCCGGGCGGGCGCAGACAGGGACCCCGAGGAACAGGCCUCUCUGCUGCAGCGACUCGGGCUCCUGCAGCGACAGCAGGAGGACGCCAAGGAGCUGAAGGAGCACGUGGCGCGGCGCGAGCGGGCCCUGCGCGAGGUGCUGGUGCGCGUGCUGCCCGCCGAGCAGCUGCGCGCUUACUGCUCCCUGCUGGCGGGCAAGGCCGCCGUCCUGGCCCAGCAGCGCAGCCUGGAUGAGCGUGUCGGGCUCCUUCAGAACCAACUGGACGCCAUCAGGAGCGACCUUGCCCAUCGUCCCCGGCCUCCCAGGCCGGCCUGGCCCCCAGGGACCCGUCCUCCCGAUAAACUGCCCUACCCCCCUCCCCUCAUAUAGUUACAGGGGUGGGGGUUGGGGAACACUGUCCCUGCCUCUCACCCACAUAAGUGGGGGUGACGCUGGUUUAUUCCGUGCUUUUCCCUUGAGGUGGGGAGGACUCGGCCAGGCCUUCCCAGGAUACCUCUUACAAGUGUUCUCAUGUGGCCUUACGCAAAUCUUGUGGAUUAUUUGGUAAUUAACUAUGGAUUUUAAAAACUGCAGUAUUCCCCCUUUUUGUGAUGAGAGAGUGGCUUGUCAGGG
Messenger RNA from Ceratotherium simum simum (southern white rhinoceros), 5174 nucleotides. NCBI's taxonomy places the organism in Eukaryota, Metazoa, Chordata, Mammalia, Perissodactyla, Rhinocerotidae. The record is from RefSeq and is a predicted model, not a curated record.